ACUUACUUUGUAUACCCAAUAAAUAAAAUAUACCACCUCUCAUAUUCCACACCGUGUCAAUACUCAAUAUACCGCGUUGUUUUUUGUCUAUUGUAUCUGCGUUCUAUCCACUGACCUGAUUUGACCAUGUUGUUCCGGUCUCUCGUGGCCGCCAGCGCCCUCUCUCUGAGCGCUUCUGCCUUUCUGGUUGUUCCAGAGGUCCAACAACCUAACGAUCUACCUGUCACUCAUGCACUCGAGCUUGAAGACGCCCAAAGCGAGAAGUUUCAGUUACUUUGCGAUGAUUGUCCGUUCCCAGAGACCGUGUCAGAUGGUAUUGUCAGGUGGACUGAGAACACCAAGUCUUCUUUGGAACUAAACUUCCACGCUGAAAAUGGCAACCUCUACGUCAACGACGCUCACAUCUUCCCUGUCACAUUUAAUUCAGUCGAAACCGUUAAAGCGGUCCAGCGACGAGAGUCAGAUGGCAAGGAAACUGAACCCUUGACACUGGGUUUCGCUCUUAUGGCUUUGCCUCUUGCGCCUCCUCAAGAUGAUCUGGAACUCCUGCAAAUCCGAUUUUCUCCACUCGAUAUCGAUGGUCACCCGGCUCCACUCGACACCGUCUCCAUUACAGCUAUUCGAACCACAGCGGGAGAACUGUUCAUUUUGCGAGCAGAGGUCGAACUCCCCGCCGGCGAGGAUGAUCACGCUUCCUGGAAGGAAUGUAAUGGCGACACCGAAUGCUUGAGACACUUGAUCUUCGAUCGUAUCCGGGCCUUGGUCCAAGCUGCUCAGGCCCAUAUGAUGAACUUGAAAUCCAAACUCGGAUUCGGCAAGGGCUGCCACGGCAAGUCUCUCCCUGGUCAUCGCAAGGCUGGCCACCACGGUCCUGGGUUUGGUGAAGUUGAAGAAGGUCACCAGCCUCCCCACCCACACCACCGUCACCGUCACAUGCACGGUCUUCGCCGAACCUUGUUCGCUAUUAUUCGCUUUGUUAUUGUUCCUGCCGUUCUCGGUAUCUUUGCUGGUCUUACUGCCAGUGCUAUCGGUAUGCUUGUCGGACAGGCUGUUGUAUUCUUGUGGAUGCGCUACCGACGCGGCUCCAAGAAUAUCCGAUCAACCUCGUCUUUGGAACAAGGCACCGAGUCAGAGAAGGCUAUUUUGAUUAUGGAGGAAGAGGUCUCAAAUGAAGAAGACCUUCCUCCAUACAAUGAUGAGCAUCAUGCUCUGGAUGCCAAAUAAUCAACUCGUACUCUCUCGUUGGAUGUAUAUUGCGACAUCCCUUUUCUUUACUCAUGAUACACUCUUGUUUUUUCUUUCUAUACUCAUGAAGAGUAGGUGCAUCAAGGAUCGGCGAAAUGACUGUCAACGCAUUGCUCUCUUCUCUUUAGCUUCGUUUGGUUGCUUUUUCAUUUGUGGUUUUAUUCUUUCGAUGACUGGUAGCUGUGCUAUCAUAUUGUAACUGUCAGUAUCUAUACAGUGCACAAUGUAGAAUGAUAUUCAUACACACACACACACAC
Talaromyces stipitatus ATCC 10500 is the source of this 1502-nucleotide messenger RNA. RefSeq lists its product as uncharacterized. The record is from RefSeq and is a predicted model, not a curated record. Bases 127 to 1224 code for a protein of 365 amino acids. The transcript has 2 exons. Lineage: Eukaryota; Fungi; Ascomycota; Eurotiomycetes; Eurotiales; Trichocomaceae.